Molecule: messenger RNA, 1095 nt
Organism: Candida tropicalis MYA-3404
Lineage: Eukaryota; Fungi; Ascomycota; Pichiomycetes; Serinales; Debaryomycetaceae
Exons: 1
Coding region: 1-1095 (364 amino acids)
Cellular component (GO): cytosol
Molecular function (GO): hydroxypyruvate reductase [NAD(P)H] activity; NAD binding; glyoxylate reductase (NADPH) activity
Source: RefSeq, a predicted model, not a curated record
AUGACUAUUAAACAAAAAGUGUUGUUUUUAGAAAGACCUCAAGUUGAAAAGCUUGAAGAUUUUGAAUCUAAAUUUGAAUGUUUAUAUUAUUCAAUCACAACAUUGGAACAAAUGAUAGUAGAUUUUCAAACCAAAUUUACUGAUAUUGUCGCAAUAUAUUGUGGUUGGACCGGGUUUGCUCCAAUUGGUGGACUUAAAGGAAAGUUGCUUGAUUCCGUUCCAGAAAGUUUAAGAGUUGUUACUACUUGCUCUAUUGGAUAUGAUAUUUUCGAUGUUGAAGGGUUGUCUGAAAAGGAAAUUAUCUUAACCAAUGUUCCGUCCACUAUAGCUAGUGAGGCUGUUGCUGAUUUGGUUUUAUAUAAUACUAUUAACAGUUUUAGAAAUAUCAAGUUUUAUGAACAAUUUACUGGUAAAGAACAUUUUGCACAUACCGGUAUCUUGAGACAGUCAUUGCUUCAUGCUCAAUUUGAUCAAGAAAACGGCACACCAAUUGUUGAACCAGUAUUUGGAAGUUCAUAUGGCCACUCAUGCUGCAAUAGGGAAAAUCUUUCACCUAGAAGUCAUAAUGCUGUUAUAGUCGGGUUUGGUAAUAUUGGUGAACUUAUUGGCGCCAGAUUAUCCUGUAUUGGAAUGAAUAUUCAUUAUGUUAAAAGAAACAGACUUUCAGAAUCACACGAAAAGUCAUUAGGUUACAAAGUCACAUAUCAUUCGAGUUUAGAGGAAACAACCAAAUUUGCUGACUUGAUUAUAAUAGCUUGUCCCGGAUCUCCAACAACCAGACAUUUAAUCAAUAAAAAUUUAAUAGACAAGAUGGAAAAACCAUUUAGAAUCAUUAACAUUGGAAGAGGGUUUGUAAUUAAUGAAGAUGAUCUCGUACAAGGAUUGAAAAAUGGUAAAGUAUUAUUUGCUGGAUUGGAUGUGUUUGAAAGAGAACCAACUAUUCACCCAGAAUUGAUAAAUAGACAAGAUGUUGUUUUAACACCUCAUAUUGGUUCAGGUAUUGCCGAGAACUAUAAAUACACUGCGGAUGUUGCCAUGGAAAAUAUAGAAACCGUAAUAUUUAGCUACGAUAAACCCUUAACCCGAGUUAAUUAA